CCCACAAUUCCCCUCUUUUUGCAGAAACCAUUUCGAGUGAGAGGGAGAGGAGUUUUUCUAGAGAGAGAGCAGCAGUUUUCGUGAGAUAGGUUUUGAUUUUUAGAGGGACCAUUGCAUCAGAUCCACAAAUUUCCACACCCCAAAGCACCAAUUUCCCCAAUCCACUAGUGGCUUUCUCUCUCUAGGCCCCUUCAUUUGAUCGCCUCCCUCACAUGGUGCAAGAAUUUGAGGCGUAUGGAUACAGGUACUGGUUAUUUGGACAUGGAAAGGGUUUUAGCCACUGGUUAUCGAUAAUUGAAAACGUAUAAUCCCUUCUUUUGGUCUGGUCUGUUUCGUGAUGGUGAGAAGAAACGAGAGGAGCAUCAAGGAGCUGUAUGGGCUCUUACCAGUGAUAUCGAAGCCUAAGAUUACUCCAGUUUUACAGGGGAAUUAUCGCAUGCAAGGACCUGUGGAUGACUCAGGAUCUGAAAUUGAAGCAAACACGGUGGGAGCUGAAGCUGAAGAAAAAAAAUUGGUGAAGCAUUCUCUGACUGACGAUACGAUGCAUCCCAGUAGCCUUACUCCACCUGUUGCUGAUAAAGAGUUGAAGACUGAAGAUAUCUCAUCUGAUGAGCUCUAUAGUGGAAAAGCAGUUAGAAGGCACCAUGUAACUGGUAACAAUACAUUUUCUCUUCCUAAAAGCAGGGCAUCCAAUGAUGGUAGUGAAACAAGCAAUUUAGCUAGUGCAAGUUCAAGUCAUGACUCUAUCUCUCAAAAUGGAGAAAGCAAAGCAACUGUCCACAGAGUAGAUGCAUCUGUUUACAAUCUGGCAGACAGUGGUACUAAGCUGCCUAGUUGUGAUCGGCAGGCAAAGGAGAAUCAUUUAAAAGAAUUUACCCAAAAUGUUGAUGUCUCAGAUGCAAACCCUCUCAUUACUAAUGGUUCUAAUAACUGUGCUGGGCCUUUGCCAUCAAAGGGAAAUAGUCAGGUGGAUCAAACUGUUGAUAAACCAAACAAUAUUGUUCUGGAAGAUGCCUCCAUUUCAUCUCAUCCCCCUGUUACAUGUGAUAUAGGGUCUUUUACAACUGACCCUUGUGAACAAGUAUCAGAAUGCCUAUUGAGGAAACCCAAAGAUCUAAAGUUACCAGUGAGUGAUAUUAAUGCUUCUAAAGGGAGUUGUUCACCAAGCAAAGUGGUUCCAUCAUCUUCCUCUCACAGUACUGAUUCGGCUAUUUGUAGUUCGGGUUCAAAGGACUCUGGAGAGAAUUCAAGCUCUCAGCACAAGAGAGGACCUUCAGAGAGAUCAAGCCUACUUCUUGAAACUUCAAAUGUUGUUGCAGGGGGGACAAAUGAUAAGGAUGGUGGGAUUAGGGGUAAUUCUUCUUCUGUGGCCACAAUGAAAAUCCACCCAUGCUUGGACAACGAGCAUGACUUGGGCUCUGAACUUGGUCCUUGUGCUGGUUCAGACUCAAAGGAGCCACAAACUAAGAAGACCUGUCUGGUACAAGAUGAACAAGUAGAGAAGUCCAGUACCUCUUAUGAGAUAUCCAAUACUAAGGAAGCACCACAAGUGUCUCAGCCGGUCUCUGAGAGUGAACACUCUGGCUCUGAUCUCGUAGAAGAUGAUGUAAAAGUCUGUGAUAUCUGUGGCGAUACAGGUCGGGAGGAUUUGCUUGCUAUCUGUAGCAGAUGUAGUGAUGGUGCAGAGCACACCUACUGCAUGCAAAUAAUGCUGGAUAAACUGCCCGAAGGUGAAUGGCUUUGUGAGGAAUGCAAGCUUAAGGAGCAGGCGGAGAACAAGAAACCUAACAAGAUUGGAACGUUGUUACCAACUCCAAAACCAGUGUACUCAAAUGAAAAAAGCCAAAAUUCUAGGGAUCCCACCAGCUCAAAACCUUCAUCAAAAUUGAAUAUUAAGGUGCCAGACCAAGACACAAGCAAAUCCUCAAAACUUGUGCCUUCUCCUAGCUUGUCUUCCAAGAGACCCUCUGAAAAUUCAGAUACAAGUUCUUUGAGCAAAAGGCAGGCUCUUGAGGGGCCAUCAAGUGGGCAGAGGGUAUCAGGUCUUAGCAAGAAACCUAUGCUCUCUAGAGAUGGUUCCUCCAAGAACUUAGAAAUGGGGAAAACGAAACCAACCCAUUUGUUAAAUUCAUCUGGAAGCCAACUUGGUCGAAGUUCUCAAGACAACGGCAAGUCACAUUCUCCUUCUGGUCUUAACCCGUCAUCACCAAAAGUGCAAUCGAGGCUUCAUUCUUCUCGUAGUAAAUUUACAUCUCUUAGCAGAUUGCCCAGAGAUGCCCUACGAUCAAAUAUUGGUGGAAUUGUUUCUCCAGGUGUGCAUUCAAGCUUGGUUUCUAAGAGUCCCAUCCUCUCCAAAUCUCCAGAUGUGAAGUCCAGUUCUUUGCAAUCCUUGAAACCAAAACCAAAGGUCAAGCCUGUCUCAGUGGAAACUCCUGGGAAACAAGUCAUGACCAGAGAUGUUUCAGGAAACCAUUCCAAGAAAGAGGAAGCAAAUAAAACCCUGAGUAAAUCAGCAUCGUUUAAAUCUGGUACAAACCCCAACUCCUCAAAAAUACAUGCUCAGGCUCAGAGCUCAUCUCGUGCUGAUGAAUCCAGAGGGACAAAGCUCGGAAAAGAGGGUUCAUUCAAAAGGAUAAACUCCUUUAAAUCGAAUGGUUCUAGUAAUGCAUCAAUAAGUGCUGGUGACAAGUUAUCUCGUCCAAGGGUAGAUUUGAAAAAUACAAGCAACAGUGCAGUAAUUUCGUUGCCUCCCAACUCUCUUAACGGUUCUGAUUUGAGGUCUGCAGAGUCAGACGAGAAAUCAACAACUUCAACAGAUGUUACCGUCCCUGUAGCAGGGAAGGGACUGGAGAUUGCCACUGGUUCUGCCGGCAAAGGUGAAAAUGGACCUACCCCUUCCCCUUCAAGUAACAAUAUCAGAUGCUAUAAAUGUAAAGAGAUGGGUCACAGAGCGCUGUUCUGCCCGGAAAAUAACAGAGAUGGUGUUAACCAUAGCCCAAAUCCCCCACUCUCUACCCUUGCUGAAAAAAAAUCCAAAGAGAUUGAUGGAAAAGGGACAAGCAAGUGGAAGCAUGUUGUGGAGACUGCAAUGUCCAAGCAGCCUAAGGCUUCUGAAAACAGUCGAUUGCCCUCCCGAUCUCAGGAGUUGUCUAACCCUAGCAAUGAAGGUAACAAUAAAGAUGCACGAUCAAAUUCCAAGCCUGUAAAUAUAAGUGGGAGGACCAACUUUAUCUCUCCAUCAGAAGGCACAAGAGAUACCCAAGGAAUUUUAUCCUCUGUUCCUGAUCAUACAAAACAAAAUGUUCCACACUACAUGGAUAUUCCAGGAACUGUUCCAAGAGUAACUGCCAUUCCUCAUGGAAAGAGUGAUGGUGGUCAGCUUUCUGGACUGACAAUUUUGGGCAAGAUCUUGGCAAUACCAGAGCAUGAUUACAUAUGGCAGGGUCGUUUUGAGGUAGAGAGAGGUGGGAGAUUUUCUACUUCCUAUGAUGGGAUUCAAGCUCAUGUAUCCUCAUGUGCAUCACCUAAAGUUCUUGAAACAGUCGACCAGCUUCCUCUAAGAUUCAAGUUAGAGGAAGUGCCUCGUAUGAGCUCAUGGCCGGCGCAAUUUGAGGAAAUCCAUCCAACGGAUGAUACCAUUGCAUUAUACUUCUUUGCCAAAGAUGUUGAAAGCUAUGAAAAGCAUUACUUGAAGUUGUUGGAGACAAUGAUAAAGAAUGAUUUUGCUCUCAGAGGAAACAUAAAAGGAGUCGAGCUCUUAAUAUUCACAUCUAAUCACUUGAUCGAGAAAUCCCAGCGUUGGAACAGAUUAUAUUUCUUGUGGGGUGUAUUUAGAGAGAGGAAGGCAACUUGCUCGGAAUCCUUGGAUAGUUCGCAACGGAUACUGGCAGAAACAGAUAAUUCAAAAGUAAUUAGUUCUGACAACAAGGCCUCAUUCCAAGUUUUGCCAUCUACACUUGCAUCUGAUUCUGAAGUUCCUCUCUCUCAAAGGUCGAGUUCUUGUGGACAAAUGGACAGUGAACGUGUUUCUAUGGGUAUUCCAUCGUCACCUCAGCAGAGAGAUGCUAAAUUUUCUUCUGCUCAGGCAUGUUCUAUAGACAUAAAUUCUUCAGUGAUUGAAAACCCUGACGAGUCAACUGUGGAUGAGACCCUUCCAUCACAUGGGCAUUCUUCAACUUCAAUUCAAAAAACUCAGCCUUUGAGGUCUGAGUUGGCUGAUUAUUCAAUGACUCCAUUUGGGAUGAGCCCAACUCAGUUAGGUCCUGAAGGGAAAAGGAUCAACACAUCCCUGUGGUUGCAGAAAGAAGCCUACAAAGAUCCAGAGAGCAUAAAGGAAACCAGGUCCCAUCUGUGUUUUCAAGCAAAUGUUGUUCAGAAUGGUCCAGUUAUAGGGCAGGCAAAGCCACCAAUGUCAGGUGAUAUACUCAAACCAGUCAAUUUUCCUUUGGGCUCAUGCCAAGGUCCAGUAAUGGAUGAAGACAGUGGCCAUGGCUCAAGACCGGACAGGAAGCGCCCCUUCCCAGAAGCUCCCUUUGAAGCUUCAAAUGAGAACUCAGAUUGUAAGAGACUGAGAACCAGUUACAGUGAUUUGUAUCCUGGAGACAAGAUUGGUAACCCUGGUUUCUUGAAUGUUGAGGAACCGAGACAAGAAUACGACUACAAUUAUGGUGAAACAACAGAGAGGUUCUUCUUUCCAGUGGAUCCAGGGCAGGUGAGGGAAUGCAGCACAAGUGGUUCUAAUUCAUGGCCUUUAUCAAUGAGAGAAGAUGAAGGCUUACCACCUGAUUCAGAUGCCCCGGACCUUGAACUCGCACUUGGGGCCGAGAAGAAACCAUCAAAUGAGGGGUUGUGGCCUCUCAUUUCUCGAAGUCCAGAGAAGAAAAUCGCUCCAGGUAAGGGUCCUUUAAUGGCAGAAGGGGAGGAAGAUAUUGCAUCUCUCUCCCUCUCUCUCUCAUGCCCUUGCUCAGGUGAAGAGAAAACCACAAAGCCCAGUUCACAGACCCACCAGCUCUUGCCUGAGAGGCCACGGGUCAAUACUUCCCUCUUACUUUUUGGUGGGUGCUCCGACACGUAGCCCGUUGAAAACCAUAUAUUGGCCCUGUAAAUUUUCGCCGUGUAUGGGAAGGCUAAUGCAUUCAAAGGAUCUUGAGAGAUCCAAUACGGGUUUUUUUACAGCCCAUUUCAUCUGUCUAUAUUCAUAAAGAGACUCCCUGUGCCUUUGUUCCAUGGCUGGUUAAGGGAUCUCCAGGCAAGGGUUUGUUGGUUGAGUUUAUACUUUCUUUUUUCUUUCUUUUUUAAUCUUGAAGCUUGGUUUCGAGGGCUCCGGAGCCACGGCUUUUGUAUAUAAAGAGAAAAAAGAAGGCCGAAGACUUGGGCCAUGCAGUCUCUCGAAUGAAGUGCUCAUUUAGUCAUGGCGAUUUCAGCGGUUUCUUUGUUCCUCCUCCUUCCCUCUCUUUCCCCUUUUAUGUAUAAAAUACAGCAUGAAUGUGUACUGUUUGCCAUCAGGAUAUAGUUGAGUCUAUCAGGGAUAUGUGACAAGAUGCAGAGCUUCAUUAAGUAAUGAGGAUGUGAGCUUGGCUCAACUCUUGCCUGGUGUUUAA
Messenger RNA from Amborella trichopoda, 5600 nucleotides. RefSeq lists its product as uncharacterized. Gene Ontology annotation, molecular function: zinc ion binding; histone reader activity; nucleic acid binding. The record is from RefSeq and is a predicted model, not a curated record. NCBI's taxonomy places the organism in Eukaryota, Viridiplantae, Streptophyta, Magnoliopsida, Amborellales, Amborellaceae. Gene Ontology annotation, biological process: negative regulation of transcription elongation by RNA polymerase II.